Messenger RNA from Suillus clintonianus, 950 nucleotides. RefSeq lists its product as uncharacterized. Gene Ontology annotation, cellular component: trans-Golgi network; endosome. Lineage: Eukaryota; Fungi; Basidiomycota; Agaricomycetes; Boletales; Suillaceae. Bases 95 to 889 code for a protein of 264 amino acids. Gene Ontology annotation, biological process: phospholipid translocation; retrograde transport, endosome to Golgi. The record is from RefSeq and is a predicted model, not a curated record. The transcript has 7 exons.
UGCAGCUUGCAUGUGCUCAUCUUCUUUGUAACCCCACACUAGGUUAAGUGAAUUCAGGUUCGAACUUGAACUUCCCUAGCAGCUAAGCAGCGUCAUGGCAUCAUGGAUACCCACCGUUGCUGCAGUCGGAAUGGCUAUCGGGCCCCCACUAGUCUAUGUCGAUCAAGCUGUGUCUAUCGUUCGCAAAAAGGAUUCAACAGGCUUCUCUCGUGACGUCUGUGCCAUUCUACUAAUCGCAAACAUCACUCGAUGUUUUUUCUGGUUGGGCGAUCACUUCGAGCUUGCCCUGCUGAUGCAGUCCAUUUUAAUGAUAAUAGCGCAGCUUGCCUUGCUCUACAUUUGUGUUCGAUACCGCCCCCGCGUGAGCCCUGAAAACUUCGGGGCGUCGUCGCGUCCCCUUUCGUUUUGGCAGUGGCAUACGUAUGCUCAAUAUAUCGAGUUUCUUGCUGGGUACAUUUUAUGUUCAGCAAUUUUGUUCUUGAUCUUGAGUCGAUCGGAGCUAUAUGUUAUGAUACUAGGGUUUGUUGCCUUGGGACUAGAGAGCACGCUGCCUAUUCCGCAGUUGAUCAGUAAUUACAAACAGCGAUCACUGUAUGGCUUCCGCGCUUCAACUCUCCUUGGAUGGGUGGGGGGUGAUUCGUUCAAGACUGUAUAUUUUUUCCUUCAGGGCUCACCCCUGCAGUUCAAGGUAUGUGCAGUGUUCCAAUUGUCAGUGGACUGUGGUAAGCGCCUUUCCCCUGCACGAGUUGACGUCACUAAGUGCUUUCCAAAGCCAUCAUCAUACAACGUCUUUACUAUGGCAAUGCAGCUCCACCGACAGUGCUGGAAGAGGGGGAUGAUCUUGAGCAGGAAGCUUUGGCACUGUCAGAAGAAUAGAGUGGAGUGUUAAUGGACUACGAUUUUAUGUACUUACAUGCCCUCUAUGCAUUAUAUUUGUUGGUUUUUCCGAA